Molecule: messenger RNA, 453 nt
Organism: Rhodotorula toruloides NP11
Lineage: Eukaryota; Fungi; Basidiomycota; Microbotryomycetes; Sporidiobolales; Sporidiobolaceae
Product: ethyl tert-butyl ether degradation EthD family protein
Exons: 2
Coding region: 1-453 (150 amino acids)
Molecular function (GO): oxidoreductase activity
Source: RefSeq, a predicted model, not a curated record
AUGGUCUUCGUCGUCCUCAUCACCGUUUGGCGCAAGCCGGGCAUGUCUCCCGAAGCCUUCUACGACCACUACGAGAACGUCCAUAUGCCGCUCAUCCGCCGUCUCGCCGGCGACAAGAUCCCUAUUAGCCACAACCGUCUCUACGUGACGCGCGAAGGACCCGACCUCAAGGAGCGGAUGGUCCAGGAGGCCGAGUGCGGCGAGGGCAUCAGCUACGACGCCGUCGCUGAGCUGAUCUUCGAGGACGAGGCCCACAACUUGGCGUACUGGAAGACGCUUUACGCGCCGGAGACGAACGGCGCCCUGACGGAGGACGAGUACAAAUUCAUGGACCGCUCGAAGCUUCGCAUCGUCGCCAUGAAGAACAAGGAGCUCAUGAUCCGCAACGAUUUCUUCCCCGGCAAAGACGACGUCAACAAGUACGGCUUCCUCCCGCACGGCAAGUUCAACUGA